AUGGUUCAAGGCGGAAACCCCCUUACAGUUGGAGUUGGCAUCAUCAUUGAUAUCAUCCGGAAAAAUAAUCCUGAUUAUGAUCCUGAGAUGACUGAGAACCGCAAUUCUACCCCAACUACCCAUGACCCUAUAUAUCUUGGUACCAUGCUAAAGGAAUUUGCAAGCCAUGUUCCCCAAUUUAUGGAAUUAAUGAACAAGAAAAGCAGAUCAGAUGAUUCUAAGCUUGACACUGCAUGGGGAGAAACUAUCGAGCCCCUUGGCUUUGAUAGAUUCAAGACUUGCGAACUUAUGGCUGAACUACUCCAUUGUAGCAAUAUGUGCCUACAUAAUGAAUCUGGUAGCCAUGGGGAUAUGCUAGCACGAGACUUGGAAAGGGAACGACUACGAGCUUCAGGAUUUCCACAGCAUACAGAGGACGGGUUUGUGUACGCGGACAGUACCAACGGGAUCUCGGACUCGAGAAUGGAUACUACAUCUCAUGAAGAAUUCAGAAGAGGAGAGCAGGCUAAUACUGGUGAAGAUGAACCAUUCGAAGAAAUUACAUCUUCCGGUGUACUCGUUGAUAGAGUCAAGGACUCUGAAAGCCCUGCUGAAUGUGAUACCAAGCCUACCGCUGACAAUACUCUUUCAAGCAUUCCAAAGUUAGGACAGGGAGAUGACUUUGUUGAUGAACCAUUGACACCCCCGAAGCUAGAUACCUCCAAAAAUGAUUCUUCAACGACUGAGGAAGACUCUACCGUCAAAGAAUCCGUUUCUUCUGCGAUACAGUCCGACCUGACCGAAAAAGUAGAUGAAAUACACCUCAAUAAAAAGGAAGAAGAUACGAGGGAACCCGAAGCGGAUUACAAGCCAUCUGACCCUCCCGUAUCCGCACCGACUGCUGAACAGCCGGCUAGCUCAGAAACAAUACCAACCUCCUCUGCCUUAACGACCCCAGAAACCACCCCAACACUAUCAGUGGAAGAACAUCCACAACCAUCUCAAACAGAGGAGGCCACAUUCGAAGAAUCCAAGUAUGAAUCUGAUCCAUUUAUUCAAAGGGAGCCUGACGGGAAACCUGUUGUCGGUGAUUAUAUGAAGAUAAUGUUCCACGAGCACAAGGUUGUGCCAACGGUACUGGUAAGUACCCAUGUGAUGCUAGUAAUCUCUGGGUUUCUUAACUGA
This is a messenger RNA of Trichophyton rubrum CBS 118892, 1164 nucleotides long. RefSeq lists its product as uncharacterized. Gene Ontology annotation, cellular component: nucleus; cytosol. Gene Ontology annotation, molecular function: protein phosphatase binding; protein phosphatase regulator activity. The record is from RefSeq and is a predicted model, not a curated record. Bases 1 to 1164 code for a protein of 387 amino acids. NCBI's taxonomy places the organism in Eukaryota, Fungi, Ascomycota, Eurotiomycetes, Onygenales, Arthrodermataceae. The transcript has a single exon.